Leishmania braziliensis MHOM/BR/75/M2904 is the source of this 492-nucleotide messenger RNA. RefSeq lists its product as hypothetical. Lineage: Eukaryota; Euglenozoa; Kinetoplastea; Trypanosomatida; Trypanosomatidae. Gene Ontology annotation, cellular component: precatalytic spliceosome; U2 snRNP; catalytic step 2 spliceosome. Gene Ontology annotation, biological process: mRNA splicing, via spliceosome. The record is from RefSeq and is a predicted model, not a curated record. The coding region runs from base 1 to 492 and encodes 163 amino acids. The transcript has a single exon. Gene Ontology annotation, molecular function: RNA binding.
AUGAGGAAGUACCGCAGCGGAAACUCUGGCCCUUACACGACCGAGUAUCAUGCUUUGCUAGGGAACGCACAAUGGAUCGUCAUAAGGCGCUUGCUUAGGCCACCACUGACAGAUGUGAGUGACGAUGGCAGCACCCCUCAGCUAUCCGAAGGAGAUAUCGUAACCGUCUUCUCGCAAUUCGGUGAAAUUGUCGAUGUCCGCUUCGUGCGCCAUCGGAAGACUGGCCGCUUUCUGGGAACUGCAUUCGUGAAGUUCAAAGACUACCGCAGUGGGAUUCUGGCAGCUGACGAGCUGAACAGUAACUACGAAAAGGGCGAACAUUUCGUUCUUUCGGCAUCACAGGAAACCACAGCGUCUUGCAGUGAACAGAAGGGAAUAACAGUGGAGCGAUGUGAGGAAGUUGUUGUGCCUCAAUUGUACAAUACAGAAGUGGAAACCUAUGCAGAGUGGUUGUGCCGGCAUAACGUUGGUCUUAGCGUGCGGUAUGCUUAG